Molecule: messenger RNA, 2318 nt
Organism: Seriola dumerili (greater amberjack)
Lineage: Eukaryota; Metazoa; Chordata; Actinopteri; Carangiformes; Carangidae
Product: matrix metalloproteinase-17-like
Exons: 10
Coding region: 146-1936 (596 amino acids)
Biological process (GO): extracellular matrix organization; collagen catabolic process; proteolysis
Cellular component (GO): extracellular matrix
Molecular function (GO): zinc ion binding; metalloendopeptidase activity
Source: RefSeq, a predicted model, not a curated record
AUGUGUUUUAUGUGUUUACGCUCAACAGUGAGGUAGACUUACUCGGGCAAAAUUUUACCGGCGUGUCGGCGUGUGAUUUAUCCCGUGGAUGCGGCUGUCGGGGUCGGUGUCUGAGCCCUGCAGGAGCAGCCUGUCAUAGGGCAUCAUGGUUUCUCUGGUUCUUCACAAGUGGAUGAGGAAUAUUUCUCCGGAGAUGCUGCUGUUGGUGCAGAUAUUGUGGUUUUUACCAGUGACUGGAGCGGCUCCUUCCCUGACUACCGAGCAGCUGGACAUGGGGGUGGACUGGCUGAGCAGGUUCGGCUACCUCCCGCCCCCUGACCCAGUGACUGGUCAGCUUCAGACCAAGGAGGCCCUGACCAAGGCCAUCAAAGCCAUGCAGAAGUUUGGAGGGCUGAAGGAGACCGGAGUCUUGGACCAAGCCACACUGGGUCUAAUGAAAACGCCCAGAUGUUCUCUGCCAGAUGUGUCUGAUGCUGAGGUGACAGUGGGCCGGAGGAAACGAAGCCUCACUCCUCAGAACAAGUGGAAUAAGAGGCACCUAUCCUGGAGAGUGAGGACCUUCCCUAAGGAUUCGGCCUUACUGGGCAGGGACACUGUUCGAGCCCUGAUGUACUACGCCUUGAAGGUCUGGAGCGACAUCGCGCCACUUAACUUCCACGAGGUGGCCAGCAGUGAUGCAGACAUUCAAAUCGACUUCACUAAGGCCGACCACAAUGAUGGAUAUCCCUUUGACGGGCCAGGGGGCACCGUGGCACACGCAUUUUUCCCUGGAGAGAGGUUCACAGCUGGGGAUACACACUUUGAUGAUGACGAGUCGUGGACCUUUAGGUCACCAGACUCCCACGGCAUGGACCUGUUUGCAGUUGCAGUCCAUGAGUUCGGUCACGCCAUCGGCCUGGUCCACACCUCAGCCAUGGAGUCCAUCAUGAGACCGUACUACCAGGGUCCUGUAGGAGACCCUCUGAAAUACGACCUACCCUAUGAAGACAAAGUUCGUGUCUGGCAGCUCUACGGUGUUAGAGACUCAGUGUCCCACACAAACCGACCAGUCAACCCCUCCCAGACGGCUGAGCCUCCCGUCCUGCUCGACCUCCCGGAAAACAGAUCCACUGUCCUGCUGGCGCGAGAUGCCCCAGACAGAUGCUCCAGUCACUUUGAUGCAGUGGCCCAGAUACGAGGGGAGGCCUUCUUUUUCAAAGGGAAGUAUUUCUGGCGACUAACUCGAGAGAAGCACCUGGUGUCUCUGCGUCCGGCUCAGAUCCAUCGCUUCUGGAGGGGCCUCCCAACAAAUCUGGACAGUGUGGACGCUGUAUAUGAGAGACCAGGGGACCACAAGAUAGUCUUUUUCAAAGGUCUAAAGUACUGGGUGUUUAAAGACAAUAUCGUGGAGGAAGGUUACCCUCGUCCAAUCAGUGACUUUGGCCUACCCUUGGAAGGCGUAGACGCAGCCUUUGUUUGGCUACACAAUGACAAAACCUACUUCUUCAAGGACAACCGCUACUGGCGCUACGAUGACCACGUGAGGCGAAUGGACCUGGGCUACCCUAAAGACAGCACGCUUUGGAAGGGGCUGCCACCACAGCUGGACGACGCCAUGAGGUGGUCUGAUGGCUCGUCCUAUUUCUUCAAGGGGAAGGAGUACUGGCGAGUGCCGGGCAGUGACAUGGAGGUGGAGCCAGGAUACCCCCGCCUCAUCGCUAAGGACUGGCUGCUGUGCACCGAGAUGCAGUCGGACUCUCCAGACACAGAGCCCAAAAGCACAGAGACGAGAAUCAACGGGCACCUUCACCCAGACCACGCAGAGAAUGGAUAUGAGGUUUGCUCCUGCACCUCUGACACUGCCUCGCCUUUGGGCGUCCGCCCCUCCCCAUCUCCCAUCUGGCUCCUGCCGCCACUCUGGACGCUUUCGCUAACCCUCCACUCUGAACUGCUAUGAUGCCAAAGCAUGGGACAAAGUUCCUGAGCUGAUUGGUGGAGGGCCAGUAGACACCCAGUAAAACCAACGACUGGAAUAUUUUGUUUUAAUUAUAUAAUUUGGUAUCUUUUUGCUCUAAUUUUGCUGUUAUUUAUUUUACAUGCCAUUUGGUCGUCGGAGCCAACUAAUGUAGUCCUUAUAGGCAUCAACCCACUCAUAAUGCUUGACAGAGUUAUUACUGAAUGGUUGAACUGCCUCAUCUCUGCACAAAAAAAGGGUGAGUGAUUAUUUCUCCUUAUGAGCAGCAAAGGUUCACAUACAAGCAGUUGAAAGGCAUCCUGGGUUGUUGGCAGGUGCAAAGGUGAACAACAAUCCAAUACACACAUUGUUGCCUAUUUUAUAG